Messenger RNA from Rangifer tarandus platyrhynchus (Svalbard reindeer), 1410 nucleotides. Lineage: Eukaryota; Metazoa; Chordata; Mammalia; Artiodactyla; Cervidae. The record is from the annotation of a GenBank genome assembly.
AUGGCGUCCCCACGGGAACUGACACAGAACCCCCUGAAGAAGAUCUGGAUGCCGUACAGCAAUGGACGGCCCGCUCUGCACGCCUGCCAGCGCGGUGUUUGCAUGACCAACUGCCCAACGCUCAUUGUCAUGGUGGGACUGCCUGCCAGGGGCAAGACCUACAUCUCCAAGAAGCUGACUCGCUACCUGAACUGGAUUGGCGUACCCACUCGGGAGUUCAACGUGGGCCAGUAUCGCCGGGACAUGGUCAAGACCUACAAAUCUUUUGAGUUUUUCCUUCCAGACAACGAAGAGGGCCUGAAAAUCAGGAAGCAGUGUGCGCUGACAGCCCUCCGAGAUGUUCGGCGGUUCCUUAGUGAGCAGGGGGGACACGUGGCGGUUUUUGAUGCAACAAAUACCACCCGGGAACGGAGAGCCACCAUCUUUAAUUUUGGGGAACAGAACGGCUACAAGACCUUUUUUGUCGAGUCCAUCUGUGUGGAUCCUGAGGUCAUAGCUGCCAACAUUGUGCAAGUGAAACUGGGCAGCCCUGACUACAUCAACCGCGAUAGUGACGAGGCCACAGAGGACUUCAUGAGGCGCAUUGAGUGCUAUGAGAAUUCGUAUGAGACGCUGGAUGAGGACCUGGACAGGGAUCUGUCCUACAUUAAGAUCAUGGACGUGGGGCAGAGCUACGUCGUGAACCGCGUGGCUGACCACAUCCAGAGCCGCAUCGUGUAUUACCUCAUGAACAUCCACGUGACGCCCCGCUCCAUCUACCUCUGCCGGCAUGGGGAGAGCGAGCUCAACCUCAAGGGCCGGAUCGGCGGGGACCCAGGGCUGUCCCCCCGGGGCAGGGAGUUUGCCAAGAGUCUGGCCCAGUUCAUCAGGGAUCAGAACAUCAAGGACCUAAAGGUCUGGACAAGCCAGAUGAAGAGGACAAUCCAGACGGCCGAGGCCCUGGGUGUGCCUUACGAGCAGUGGAAAGUUCUCAACGAGAUUGAUGCGGGCGUCUGUGAGGAAAUGACCUACGAGGAGAUUCAGGACCAUUAUCCACUGGAGUUUGCCCUGCGAGACCAAGACAAGUACCGGUACCGGUACCCCAAGGGGGAGUCCUACGAGGACCUAGUCCAGCGACUCGAGCCUGUCAUCAUGGAGCUGGAGCGGCAAGAGAACGUGCUGGUCAUCUGCCACCAGGCUGUGAUGCGCUGCCUCCUCGCCUACUUCCUUGACAAGGCGGCAGAGCAGCUGCCCUACCUCAAGUGUCCGCUGCACACGGUCCUGAAGCUGACCCCCGUGGCUUACGGUUGUAAAGUGGAGUCCAUAUUCCUGAAUGUGGCAGCCGUGAACACACACCGAGACAGGCCUCAGAAUGUAGACAUCUCUCGGCCUCCGGAGGAAGCCCUCGUCACGGUCCCGGCUCACCAGUGA